UUGAGGCGGAAAGGAAACUGCGGAUUUAUUCCCGAAGAUUGAGACCGAAAUUUUGUGCUAUAACAUCAACAUGAGAGGAGGAGCGAAGGAGAACUCUGGCUCAGCGGGAACUCAGAAAAUCUGCAGACACAACUCCAGAGAGAAUGGAUUUCACAAAGUCUGUUUGUAUCUGCAUCUUGUGCUUCAUCAUGUAUGUGGACUCCCCCUCUGUAGACUCUCAGAUCACUGUACCUGCUCGAGAGGGAAACACAGCGGUCCUGCCAUGUAAAUUACACGUCACUACUGCCCAAGCACUACACGUCUCAUGGAGUAUUGGUGAUGAGGUUGUGUUUGAGCGAUGCGGUGAGGAGACAUUUCAGCGAUCAGGAUAUGAGGAUCGUGUGGACGUUCCUGAGGAGGAACUGCUUAAAGGAAACUGUUCCCUGGUGUUGAAGAACAUCAGAAACACUGAUCAGGGAAUCUACACCUGUUCACUGAUGACAGGACACAGGAAGAGAUCUGCCAUGACCAACAAGGACUUCAUCCAGAGUGUUACACUCCAGCUCUAUGGUGUGUUAGUACAGAAGAAUUUUCUUGAUCAGAGUAUGAUGUAAUCCAUCAGGUCAAAAUAAUCAAAUCAAAGUGAAAUUAUCCAUCAAGCCCUAAGAAUGACUUUGAAGUGCAUUUUAAGAUGGAGAGAGUGUCACUUUAUGUUAAACCAGUGUUUCAGCAUAUUACUAAUCGAUUAUAUCACGCCACAGUUUAAACGAAGUUACAGAGACAAGGAAAUAAUUGUGGUGAGAGGUCAGGGACGUGAUUAAAAGAAAAAAUGAGAAAACUCCACCUAAUGAGAUCAUUGUUUUAGAAUUGUAUUCAAGCAUGAGCCACACCAAUGUAAAUCAGAUGAUCUAGACAUCUCAACUUUGUUGACUGCUUCAAUAAAGUC
Molecule: messenger RNA, 925 nt
Organism: Pangasianodon hypophthalmus (striped catfish)
Lineage: Eukaryota; Metazoa; Chordata; Actinopteri; Siluriformes; Pangasiidae
Product: programmed cell death 1 ligand 1-like
Exons: 3
Coding region: 144-593 (149 amino acids)
Biological process (GO): cellular response to lipopolysaccharide; positive regulation of T cell proliferation; negative regulation of T cell proliferation
Cellular component (GO): external side of plasma membrane
Source: RefSeq, a predicted model, not a curated record